AUGACGUGUGGUUCAAAUAUUGAUGAAUGUGCUAGUUCACCAUGUGAAAAUAACUCUACCUGUAUUCAGACAACACCAGGUGCCUAUGCCUGUACCUGUGGUGUAGGUUUAUACGAAUGUAGUUGUGCCGUCGGAUUUACUGGGACGAUCUGUGAUAGUGAUAUUGACGAAUGUCUAAACAAUCCUUGUACUAAUGGUGGAACGUGCUCUAACAGUGAAACUCCUGGAGAGUUUAUCUGCCAGUGUCCGCAGGGGUUUACCGGGACGAUCUGUGAUACGGAUGUAGACGAAUGUUCCAGCGAUCCGUGCAAUAAUGGUGGAACGUGCAUUAACAGUGACAUACCCGGUGAUUUUGUUUGUCAAUGUCCUGCGGGGUUUAAUGGAACGAUCUGUGAAAAUGAUAUUGAUGAAUGCGCUAGCAACCCAUGCACUAAUGGCGGAUCGUGCACCAACAGUAACAUCCCGGGUGAGUUCCUUUGCCAGUGUCUGCAGGGGUUUACUGGGGCAAUAUGUGAUGCUGAUAUUGACGAAUGCGCCAUCAAUCCUUGCAAUAACGGUGGAACAUGUACCAACAGCGACAUCCCGGGCGAAUUCAUCUGCCAGUGUUCGCGGGGGUUUACUGGGGUGACCUGUGAUACUGAUGUUGACGAAUGCACCAGCAGCCCUUGUACUAAUGGUGGAACGUGCUCCAACAGUGAAAAUCCUGGUGAGUUCAUCUGCCAGUGUCCACAGGGGUUUACUGGGGCAAUUUGUGAUACUGAUGUAGACGAAUGUGCCAGCGAUCCAUGCAAUAAUGGUGGAACGUGCAUUAACAGUGAUAUACCCGGUGAGUUUGUUUGUCAGUGUCCUGCUGGGUUUAAUGGAACGAUCUGUGAAAAUGAUAUUGAUGAAUGCGCUAGCAACCCAUGCACUAAUGGCGGAUCGUGCACCAACAGUAACAUCCCGGGUGAAUUCCUUUGCCAGUGUCUGGAGGGGUUUACUGGGGCAAUAUGUGAUGCUGAUAUUGACGAAUGCGCCAUCAAUCCUUGCAAUAACGGUGGAACAUGUUCAAACAGCAACAACCCUGGUGAGUUCAUUUGUCAAUGUCCGCCGGGGUUUACUGGAGCGAUAUGUGAUACUGAAAUAAACGAAUGCGCUAGCAACCCUUGCACUAAUGGUGGAACCUGUACCAACAGCGACAUCCCGGACGAAUUCAUCUGCCAGUGUUCGCUUGGGUUUACUGGGGUGACCUGUGAUACUGAUGUUGACGAAUGCGCCAGUAGCCCUUGUACUAAUGGUGGAACGUGCUCCAACAGUGAAAAUCCUGGUGAGUUCAUCUGCCAGUGUCCACAGGGGUUUACUGGGGCAAUUUGUGAUACUGAUGUAGACGAAUGUGCCAGCGAUCCAUGCAGUAAUGGUGGAACGUGUAUUAACAGUGAUAUACCCGGUAGGUUUGUUUGUCAGUGCCCUGUGGGGUUUAAUGGAACCAUCUGUGACAAUGACAUUGACGAAUGCGCCAGCAACCCUUGCAAUAAUGGCGGAUCCUGCACCAACAGUAACAUUUCAGGCGAGUUUGUUUGUGAGUGUCCCAAAGGAUUUAAUGGAACAAUCUGUGAAAAUGAUAUUGACGAAUGUGCUAGCAGCCCUUGCAAUAACGGUGGAACAUGUUCCAACAGUAACAUCCCUGGAGAGUUCAUUUGUCAGUGUCCGCUGGGGUUUACUGGCACCGUGUGUGAAUCUGAUGUAGACGAGUGCGCCAGCAACCCUUGUAACAACGGUGGUACAUGUUCUAACAGCAACAACCCCGGAGAGUUCAUUUGCCAAUGUCCACGAGGAUUUAGUGGUACAGUGUGUGAUACUGACAUUGAUGAAUGUGCUAGCAACCCUUGCAAUAACGGCGGGACAUGUUCUAACAGCAACAUCCCUGGUGAGUUCCUUUGUCAGUGUUCAAGGGGAUUUACGGGCAUAAGUUGCGAUACUAAUAUUGACGAAUGCGCUAGCAACCCAUGUGGUAAUGGCGGAACCUGUCGCGACAGUAACGAUCCCGGUCAGUUCAUUUGUCAGUGCCCACGAGGUUUCACUGGAACAGUUUGUGAUGUUGAUGUGGAUGAAUGCGCCAGCAACCCUUGUAAUAAUGAUGGAACUUGCAGCAACAGUAACGUCCCCGGUGAGUUCAUUUGUCAGUGCCCACGAGGUUUCACUGGAACAGUUUGUGAUGUUGAUGUGGACGAAUGUGCUAGCAACCCCUGUAAUAAUGGUGGAACUUGCAGCAACAGUAACAUCCCUGAUGCGUUUUUCUGUUUUUGUGCAGUGGGAUUCUCUGGAAGAACAUGUGGAAUAGACAUUGAUGAAUGCGCAAAUAACCCUUGUAUUAAUGGUGGAACGUGCAUUGAAAAUGAGAUCCCGGGUGGGUUCAGUUGUCAAUGUGCACCGGGAUUUACUGGGGUAACUUGUCAAGGUGAUAAAGAUGAAUGCGCCGAAGACCCAUGCAAUAAUGGAGGAAACUGCACAAAUAGUAACAUCCCGGGUGAGUUCUUAUGUCAGUGUUCACAAGGAUUUACUGGGCCUACCUGUGACGAAGAUAUUGACGAAUGUAUUAGUAACCCCUGUAUCAACGGCGGAACUUGCACUAACAGUAACACCCCGGGUGAGUUUAUUUGUGAAUGUCCCCGAGGUUUCACUGGAACAGUUUGUGAUGUUGAUGUGAAUGAAUGCGCCAGCAACCCCUGUAGCAAUGGCGCAACUUGCAUCAACAGUAACAUCCCCGGUGAGUUCCUGUGCCUUUGUCCACAGGGGUUUACUGGGACAAUCUGUGAUACUGAUGUGGACGAAUGCGCUAGCAACCCCUGCAAUAAUGGCGGAUCGUGCACCAACAGCGACAUUCCAGGUGCGUUUAUUUGUCUAUGCCCCGUGGGAUUCACAGGGACAAUCUGUGAUACUGAUGUGGACGAAUGUGCUAGCAACCCUUGCAAUAACGGCGGGACCUGCUCCAACAGUAACAGCCCUGGAGAGUUCAUUUGUCAGUGUCCAGCAGGGUUUACUGGAGCCGUAUGUCCGCCUGGUACGUUUAUAUGUGCAUGUGGACGAGGUUAUACAGGUCUGUUAUGUGAAACUGAUAUAGAGGAAUGUACGUCACAGCCUUGUCUGAAUAACGCCACCUGUACAGAACCGAGGCCAGGUAGUUUCUACUGUCAGUGUUCUAACACGUACACCGGACAGUUUUGUGAAUCGGAGAUUAAUGCUUGCUUGUCUCAGCCAUGUCGCAAUCGAGGACGAUGUAUUUCUCUACCAGGGGUCAGGUACAGGUGCGCAUGCGCUGCAGGGUUUACAGGAGCAAACUGCGAGAUGGAUAUAAAAGAAUGCAACCCAUCACCAUGUCUAAAUAAUGGUACAUAUGUAAACGAGUGUGUACCGAAUCCCUGUUUCAAUCAGGGGAUUUGUACGGAAGGUAUUCCUGGUACCUUUAACUGUUCCUGUCCCCCUGGUUACCAAGGUGAUACAUGUCAAUUGGAACAAAUUUGUUACAAUAAGUGUGAAAAUGGCGGAACAUGUCAGGAAGUGUUAAAGAGUGGUUAUUUAUGUUAUUGUGUGCCUGGAUUUACUGGUAGAAACUGUCAGACUAAUAUCGACGAUUGUGCUGGACGGCCUUGUCAACAAGAUGGCGUCUGUAUAGACGGUAUCAAUAACUUUACCUGUGCCUGUAUGAAAGGUACCAUGGGUGAAGUUUGUGAGAUUAAUUUAGAUGACUGCGAUCCAAAUCCGUGUCAGAAUGGUGCUACCUGUAUUGACUGGACACAUGAUUAUUAUUGCGCAUGUCCAAAUUCUUGGACGGGUAAAUCAUGUGGUAGGUAUAAAGUUAAUCGAUUGGAUAGAUAUGUCACGUGGUAUGUAUAA
This is a messenger RNA of Patella vulgata (common limpet), 3873 nucleotides long. RefSeq names its product neurogenic locus notch homolog protein 1. Gene Ontology annotation, biological process: Notch signaling pathway. The coding region runs from base 1 to 3873 and encodes 1290 amino acids. NCBI's taxonomy places the organism in Eukaryota, Metazoa, Mollusca, Gastropoda, Patellidae. The record is from RefSeq and is a predicted model, not a curated record. The transcript has 9 exons. Gene Ontology annotation, molecular function: Notch binding; calcium ion binding.